GCAUUAUCAGUGGUAGUAUAACAUUGAUUCGAGUAAAGCUGUGAAUAUUGCAUUACUUUUUGAUUGAUAGAAUAUAUCACGUUAGUCGUUCGCUAUACGUUCCAAGCGACCCAUAAAAAAGUGGACAAUUUUUACAUACCGGUCAAAAAAUGCGGCCAAAAUUAAUUAUAUUGUCCUACUUGCUUUUUUGGACCGUCGAAGUUCAACCGGCAACGGCACCCAUUUCUCGAGAAGUGACCCAUGAAGACAUUCGAAAUGCAAUUUUUACUCUGGUGCAUAUGUUCCGUGACAACGUCGCUAAAUUAGAGAGACACGAGUAUCGUGAACGAGAACUAGGAGAACAGCUAAAAAAUGUAUUGGCUUCUAUAGAAACCCGCCAAAAACAACAAGAUUCAAGUGAUAAUACAUUGGAAGCUAUAGUUAAUGGAUUAGUGCCUAGCAUCGAGUUACUAAAAAAAGCCUCAGUCGAUGAUGCUAUCAAUAAAGCAAAUACACAAGUAUUGUUUAAUAGCAUAGAUGAACACGUUAUUUCAGGCGCAUCUGAGUUAAAAACACUUUUAGAAGCCGAACAAAAAUAUGCUGGGGAAAUACAAAAGUCCUUAGACAAUAAAUUGAUAUUAUUAUCGUCUCAAAUCAGUUCACUAGAAGCUCGUCUUAAUUCAAUUGAUCAAUCUCCAAAAUCUGAAAUUACCAACGAAGUUCUCUAUGAACUUUUGCAAAAGAUGGCCGAAGAUUCUUCUUCUAGAAAAUUUGAAUCAUCAAAUGCUACGUCAUUGUUGGUACAACAAACUAAACACGAACUAAUGGAAUCCGUCAAAUUGAUAGCAGAUAAGUUAGAAGAAAAUGAACGCAAAAGAGAAGCUGCCUCAAUUUUAUUAAAUGGUUCAUCAGAUUAUUCCAAAGCUUUCCAAGAUGAUGUCCAAAACAGCUUCCGAUUAAUGUCGAAUGAGGUAAAGGUUCUAUCUGACGUUGAACGUGUGAUGGUACAGACGGCUGACAAUGUACAAGACACCAAACGGAGAAUCGAGUAUAGCACUCAUCAGAUUUUACUGGAGGUGACUGAUGCAAUUAAUACAAAAACGAAAGAAAUUAAUGAAACGAUCAACUACAGCGUAGAAAGCGCUGUGAAAACCAUAUUAGAAGCACAAUCAUUAGGUAUGGCCAACUUAAGUUUGAAAAUCGAGACGGAAAUUAGUCAAGUGUGGAGACAAAUCGGUAUUAUGUAUCAAACGCUCACCUCUUCGGCAGAUACACUUGCCACGCUUCAGCAACAAACAGAUGUAUUUGUUAAUACUACCAUGGAGUCGGUGGGUGGAGUUAAUAACAAGGUAUCGGCUAUAGCAGGUCGCAUGUCUGAGGUAGACGACAACCUUAACUAUCUACUGGGAAGACUGUCUUUGGUUACUCAAGAAUUCAAAGAAAUUAAAAUUGGAUUAGGCGAAGCACUUGAAAAUAUCAGAAUUGGAUUACAAACAGUACAAGGCAACAAGACAGUUGACCAAGGACCCGGUCCUAAUCCCAUCGACGAAGAACCUCUUACCGACAAUUUAAAUAUACUCUCCAAUUCAAAAUAUACCUUAAACUAAAUUGUAAAUAUAGUUCUAAUAAGCAAAUAUAUAUUUUUAAAUAAUAUAA
Messenger RNA from Daktulosphaira vitifoliae (grape phylloxera), 1635 nucleotides. RefSeq lists its product as uncharacterized. Lineage: Eukaryota; Metazoa; Arthropoda; Insecta; Hemiptera; Phylloxeridae. The transcript is spliced from 3 exons. Gene Ontology annotation, cellular component: plasma membrane. Bases 150 to 1586 code for a protein of 478 amino acids. The record is from RefSeq and is a predicted model, not a curated record.